CCCUUAUAGCCCCUCCCACGACCAAAACAGGACCUGUAUAGAUUAGGGUUUUCUUCUCUUGCUCUCUCGCUCUCGCUCUCUUUGCGUUUUUUCUCCUCGUUUUUGUAAAAAGGAAGGAAGAAAAUGUCGAAGGGUCCGGGUCUCUACUCAGAUAUUGGAAAGAAAGCGAGAGAUCUUCUGUAUAAGGAUUACCAGUGCGAGCAGAAAUUCACCGUUACCACCUAUACUUCCACUGGCGUUGCAAUUACUUCAACUGGAAUAAAGAAAGGUGAACUGUUUUUAGCUGACAUCAAUACUCAGCUGAAGAACAAGAACAUCACAACUGACAUCAAAGUGGACACAAACUCUAAUCUUUUUACAACGAUUACGGUCAAUGAACCUGCGCCCGGGCUCAAGACAAUUUUUAGCUUCAUUGUUCCUGAUCAAAAGUCUGGCAAGGUGGAACUGCAAUACUUGCACGACUAUGCAGGGAUCACCACAAGCAUUGGUUUGACUGCAAACCCCGUCGUCAACUUUUCUGGUGUGGUUGGGAGCAAUGUUCUUUCUGUCGGAGCUGACCUCUCUUUCGACACUGCGUCGGGCAACUUCACCAAGUACAAUGCAGGGUUGAGCUUCUCCAAUGCCGAUCUCAUUGCUUCUUUGACCUUGAAUGACAAGGGAGACAACCUGAAGGCAUCCUACUACCACACAGUGCGCCCACUGACAAGCACGGCUGUGGGUGCGGAGCUGUCCCACAGCUUCACAAGCAACGAGAACACCCUCACAAUCGGUACCCAGCAUGCCCUGGAUCCCUUGACCAACGUCAAGGCCCGGGUCAACAACUACGGCAAGGCGAGCGCCCUCAUUCAGCACGAGUGGAGGCCCAAGUCACUCUUCACCAUCUCCGGAGAGGUGGACACCCGGGCCAUUGAGAAGAGCGCGAAGAUAGGGUUGGCCUUGGCACUCAAGCCCUAAAGAAAGACUGACCAUGGGACACAAGGAGAGAGACCUAGCUUAGGGAGAGAAGAAAUGCCUCCACCCAUUUGCAUAUGGUGCGGAAUGCAAUAAGGUAAACGAAAAAAAAAAAAAGAAAAAAAAAGGGAGACUAGAUCAAGAGCUCUUUUUUCUUUGGUUGCUUUUUUGUCUUUGCUCUUUUGAAAGCAAUGAUAAUGAUGAUGCUGGACACUGCGUGAUUUGGUCUUGAUGAUAGGGGCCUGUAAAAAUAACUCUGGCCAACGGUCAGGACCUCUGCCUGGACCUCUCUUCUCUUAGACUUUCCUUUUCCCUCUUUUGAGGUGUGAUCAACGCUGGCCUGGAUCAUUUUUUUCCCCCCUCUGGUGGGGUACCAGCGAUGCUGGUUUUUAAGUAGUCUUAUUUUGCCCCUUUGUU
Magnolia sinica is the source of this 1368-nucleotide messenger RNA. Its product is annotated as mitochondrial outer membrane protein porin of 36 kDa-like. Gene Ontology annotation, molecular function: voltage-gated monoatomic anion channel activity. The coding region runs from base 124 to 954 and encodes 276 amino acids. Lineage: Eukaryota; Viridiplantae; Streptophyta; Magnoliopsida; Magnoliales; Magnoliaceae. Gene Ontology annotation, biological process: monoatomic anion transmembrane transport. The transcript has 6 exons. The record is from RefSeq and is a predicted model, not a curated record. Gene Ontology annotation, cellular component: mitochondrial outer membrane.